Clonostachys byssicola is the source of this 1371-nucleotide messenger RNA. The record is from the annotation of a GenBank genome assembly. NCBI's taxonomy places the organism in Eukaryota, Fungi, Ascomycota, Sordariomycetes, Hypocreales, Bionectriaceae.
AUGGAUCCCAACAGCAUAGUCUUUACCUCAUUCACCGUCCGUGACAUCCGAUGGCCGACAUCAUUGGACAACAUCGGGACAGAUCCCAUGAACUUGGCGGGUGAGAAUUCAUUUGGCUAUCUCCAGUACACCACGAGUGUAGAUGGAUUGGUGGGGACGGGCUGGUCAUUUGCCAACGGUCAGGGCAACGACGUUCUAUGUACAGCCAUCAAGUCGCUGGCACCCCGACUUAUUGGUCGAACCCUUGGUUCCUUGAUCAAGAACAUGGGCGUAACGCAGCGCAAGCUCCAGUCUGGCCAGAUCAGAUUCAUGUCCCCUGAGCGGGGCGUCUUGCAACUCGCGACCUGUGCCGUCCUCAACGCGGUGUGGGAUCUCUGGGCCAAGGCUGAGAAGAAGCCUCUGUGGAGGCUGGUGGCUGACUUCACCCCCGAAGAGUUCGUUAGGGUUAUUGAUUUCAGGUAUCUCUCUGAUGUCUUGACGCCCGAGCAGGCUCUUGAAAUGCUUCGGGAGCAGGAGAAGACCAAACAAGAUAGAUUGAAAGAGGCAUUGGCGAAUGAUGCGGUCCCAGCAUAUAAUACAUCUGCUGGGUGGCUUGGACACUCUGACGACAAGGUCCGGGAGCUCCUCGUAGAUGCCGUGAAGCAAGGAUUCCGCCACUUCAAGCUCAAGGCUGGACUGGGCCUGGAGACAGACCGCAAGCGCCUUGGAUUUGUCCGCGAGGUUGUUGGAAAGGAAGGCAUUCUCAUGGUUGAUGUAAAUCAAAUCUGGGAUGUUGACGAGGCAAUCGAGUAUAUGAAGCAAUUAUCGGACAUUGGAAUCUGGUUUAUUGAAGAGCCUACGUCUCCUGAUGACAUCCUUGGCCAUGCGAAGAUUCGAGCCGCGCUUAAGCCUUAUGGAAUGGGUGUCGCUACGGGCGAGCACGUGAACAACCGGGUCAUGUUCAAGCAGCUCCUCCAAGCAAAGGCCAUCGAUGCCGUGCAGCUUGAUGCUCUGAGACUUGCUUCAGUCAAUGAAAUUCUGGCGGUUCUUCUUAUGAGCGCCAAGUUUGGCGUGCCUGUUGUUCCUCAUUCCGGAGGCGCGGGAAUGGUUGAAUUAUGUUCUCACAUCAGCACCAUCGACUAUGUCGUUGUAUCUGGGAAGAAGAGCAUCCUGGAGUAUACUGAUCAUUUGCAUGAGGUGUUUGAAGCUCCUGCAGCAGUGACUAAGAAUGGUACGCACGUAACGCCAACAGUCCCGGGCUAUUCAUGUGACGUGAAGGAGGCCCAAUUUGCCGAGUUUGAGUGUCCAAAUGGAACGUUUUGGAAGUCAGAGAUGGGGCAGAAGAUGGUCAAUGACCCCUGGCGAGGAACUCUAGGGGAACAAACUUCGUAA